CGGUAGUGCGGGCGCGCGCGCGCCAAUGGGCUGAGCCCCCUUCUUCCUACGAGCUCCUGCAUGAAGUAGCGACUGAAAACAUGAAGAAAUUGCAGCUUUUGAACGAAUACCUGACGGAACGGCUCAUGGUGACCGUGCGGGACAUACUGGAGGUGGUGGGAGCCACGGUUAUGGAGUAUCGAGAGGAAACGGCCCGGACGCACCGGGAGAACGAGCUCCUGAGGCGGAGGCUGAGGGAAGCUGGACUGCGGGAGCCCGGCGAAGCGGACCAGUCCAUCUUGCCCCCUGUCCCUGGCACAGGGUCCCCCACGAGACGGGAGGCUGCCGGGCUGGAUUGGAACUCCCUGCGGGAACAGGACACCGAGACGACACCUGUCGAUGGAAAGCGAGACCUGCACGGUCACGUUAUUCCUCUUGGAGUGACAACGAGGCGAGAUUCACGAGAGCUGCCCGAGUCUGACUGGACAGCGGGACGCAGAAAGCUGACUUCUGGUGGUCCGGGAUUCAGACCUGCCUGCCGUAAAAAUGACCAAGGUCAGGAUGCUGUUGAGCUCUCGGAUCUUUUUAAGAUAAAAAUCAUGAGUCCUGCAGAAGUGGACUCUCAGCCUAAUGUGGAGUCAGGCCCGUUUAAAACGGAACCGAACGGAACGAACUUGAGUGGCGCCGAUGAGUCUGGCAACCUGAGAAGCGCCGAAGAGCCGAACGUCAGCGAGGUCGUAGGUGAAUGUACGUCGUGGACUGAAACCCAGUCGACUCGGGGCCGUCUGAGGCAGGUCAGGGCGAAGAGGUCGCACUCCUGCCCGCAGUGCGGGAAGACGUUCAGUCACGUGUCGCGCCUGAAGAUACAUUUACGCAUUCACACGGGAGAAAAACCGUACAGCUGCACGCAGUGUGGGAAGUGUUUCAACAAUGACGGCACACUCAAAAACCAUCAGAGGGUUCACACAGAAGUGAGGCUGUUCAGCUGCGUCCAGUGCGGCAUGAGUUUUAAGGACGCAUAUACCUGUAAGAAACACCAGAGAGUGCACACGGGGGCCCGGCUGUACUGCUGCUCCCUUUGCGGAGAGCAGUUGAAUGAUGCAGUCUGUCUGCAACAUCACAUUAGAACACACACUGAAGACACACCGUAUUCCUGCACCUUGUGCGGAAAACAUUUCACUGAUGUCAGCAAACUCAAUAAGCACUUCAGGAGUCAUGCAAGAGAGGACACUUACAGCUGAAUACCCUGAAAAUCAGUCUGGAGCACACUCUCAGCUUCAUAACAAGAAUAGUAAUAAGAAUGAGCUUAGUCAUCCUUCAUACCAGAUACCUAAGUUUAGUACGCUGAUUGCUCACAAAGAUACAUUUAUUUUUAUUCUUAAAAAGGCUUUAUUAAUAAUCAUUUUUAUAGUUGGAAAGAAGAUGUCACAUCCUGCAAGCGUUCUCUGUAAAGUCUUGCGGAACACACACGUACUCUACUUAAGGCGAAAAGGGGUGUAAGGCAAGUGCUGUUGUCAUUUUUAAAUCUUCAAACUACUCUGAAUCAAACACACACUAACCUUUUACAGACUUUAUUUUGUAAUGAUUAUUAGCACCUGAAUGUCUGAUGAAAAGUCCAGUUUUGCUAAUUAUGAGGAUAAUUCGGAUGCUGACAGUACUUGUAAUUUAUGUUGACGUUGAUUUUUCAGAUGUGUGACACUUAAAUGUAGGUGGUCAAAAGGGAACUAAUUAUUACUUGUCAAAAUUGUUGUUUUUGGCGAGGCAGGAUGGGAAUGUGUGGCAGCAUUUGAAAAAAUGUGAUUUGGAAAAUAGCUCCUUCUGUUUUCGAGGACAACUUAUGUAAAAAAAAUUUUCACAUUAAAUAUGAUUGGAAUGUUGCUUGGAAGUAAGCUGCUGAAUACCAUUUAAUAAAUGGGUGUAAGAUUUCAGUGCCUUGAAGACUGCGCAUAUAUAUUAAAGUGUUUUAAAGAAAAUUCCUGAUUAAUAUUCCACAUGAAAUGACCCGUGGGAAGCUGACUCUGAUACUACCCUGCACUGAUCUUUGAGCCACUUGCAUGAUCGAUACCAGGGUCACAAAAUGUGAUUAAACUUAGUUUGGGUAGUUUUGGUCAUCUUUAGUUCAGUUUUUUCCUGAGGCCCAACUAUGAUUCAGGCAGCACUGUUAAUAAACAGCCUUGAGAAUCCAAGACAAGCUGAUAUAGCACAUACAAGCAGUCCAGCAUGUACUUCUUUCUGCUGCUUGCUUUCAAAAAUGUCAUUUUUUUUUGCUUUUAUUUCCUGUCACGACACCCUUUGUGCCUUCAGUAGUUUUUACAAAAUACCAGCAAAGACCCAGUGGACAGCCAUGCAAUCGCUUUGCUCUGAAAUCAGGGUGAACACCUCAUGACCAGGAAAGAAUAAACUUGUUCUUCUUCUCAUUGCAAUGUGAUUUGAACCUUAAUAAUUUCACAAGGGAUGAGAAGAAAAACCACUGGGGCCUCUGGAGAGUCAUGUCAAAGGCGUUAAUGUAAUGAAAUUAUUCUGGCACUAAACCAGAAUUUUCUUGCUUGUACUCAAAAUAACCUAUAAGAUAACAACUGCAAGAAAUUUAAUGUAUGGCCAAAACUGAACGGCAUAGUUUUUUUGGGGCUCAUGCUUGGUCAAACACUCAUGUUGUCUGUUAUUUUAGUUCUGUAAUGUUUGCAUUAAAUACCUGUAU
This is a messenger RNA of Scleropages formosus (Asian bonytongue), 2677 nucleotides long. RefSeq names its product zinc finger protein 501. The coding region runs from base 81 to 1220 and encodes 379 amino acids. The transcript is spliced from 2 exons. NCBI's taxonomy places the organism in Eukaryota, Metazoa, Chordata, Actinopteri, Osteoglossiformes, Osteoglossidae. Gene Ontology annotation, cellular component: nucleus. Gene Ontology annotation, biological process: regulation of gene expression. The record is from RefSeq and is a predicted model, not a curated record.